AUGGCCUCGAACUGGACUUCGCUACCGCAUGGAAGAUAUAAGAUAAAGGUCGAUGGUGUAGUUUUUGCUUCUCAGAAAGCUGCUGGCUUGGGUGUACUGGUUAGAGAUGCAGAGGGCAAGGUGGUGGGUGCUUGUAGCAAGAAGAUCAUGGCUCCUCUUGGUGCUGUUGAGACCGAGGCAAAGGUCUUCGAGUAUGGACUUCAGUUUGCAAGGGACCUGCUCAUCCAAGACUUCAUCCUCAAAGGGAACUCGCUGGUGCUUGUGAAUGCCCUAAAGGAAAUCUCGCCUCCUCCUGCCACGAUAGAUGUUGUGGUGUACAACUCUCUAUCAACUUCUCAUGAGUUUUGA
Quercus robur (English oak) is the source of this 348-nucleotide messenger RNA. RefSeq lists its product as uncharacterized. NCBI's taxonomy places the organism in Eukaryota, Viridiplantae, Streptophyta, Magnoliopsida, Fagales, Fagaceae. The transcript has a single exon. The record is from RefSeq and is a predicted model, not a curated record. The coding region runs from base 1 to 348 and encodes 115 amino acids. Gene Ontology annotation, molecular function: nucleic acid binding; RNA-DNA hybrid ribonuclease activity.